AUGAUUCUCGGCGUCAUAAUCGGAGAGUUUGCUCCCAACGUCCAAUCCGCCUUCGACACCGUCAAGCUACAUAACGUAUCUGCUCCCAUUGCCAUUGGUCUCAUCGCCAUGAUGUGGCCCAUCCUGACUAAAGUUCAAUACGAAUGUCUACCCGCAAUGUUCUCCUCUCGUCGCCUCUGGAUUCAUGUCGGCAUCUCUCUCAUUUUAAAUUGGAUAAUUGGCCCUCUCGUGAUGCUCGCUGUAGCAUGGGCCACACUGCCCGACCUUCCAACGUACCGCACCGGCGUCAUUAUGGUCGGCCUGGCUCGAUGCAUCGCUAUGGUCAUGAUCUGGAAUCAGAUGGCUCGGGGGGACCAUGACUAUUGUGCCAUCCUAGUCAUUAUCAACUCCGUCCUUCAAAUUAUUCUGUACUCUCCGUAUGCCGUGCUUUUCAUCAAUAUCAUUGGGAACACGGCAGAGUCGUCUGCUAUUCACGUCUCUUAUGGUAACGUUGCGAUCUCGGUCCUUAUCUAUCUUGGCAUUCCGUUACUCGCCGGCAUUCUUACUCGCUUUAUCGUGUGGUUCCUUUUCUCCAAGAACUUCCUCCUCACCACCUUUCUCCCAUAUUUUGGGCCACUCUCACUUCUCGGCCUCCUUUACACCAUCAUCGUCAUGUUCGCAUAUCAGGGCCACCACAUCCUGCACAACCUCGGUCCAGUAUUCCGGACGAUCGUGCCCCUGUUGCUUUACUUCCUAAUCAUGUGGACCUUUGCGUUUUGGAUGAUGCACCGUCUGAGUGUCAGGGGUGGAAGGUCGAGCGAGCACUUUGGGUACGAGAUCACCGUGGUACAGUCGUUUACGGCUGGAAGUAACAAUUUCGAACUCGCGAUUGCGGUAGCCAUUGCCGUCUACGGCGUCGACUCGGACCAGGCCCUCGCAGCCACUAUUGGACCUCUGGUCGAAGUGCCCGUUUUACUGGCCUUGACAUGGGUAUCGCUGUAUCUCCAGCAAAAAUUGAGUUGGGGGCCAUCAGCUGCUGUGGAGAGCAUGACUGGUGACUCGGACGAGAAGAACGGGCGCGGCGACGUCGUUUGA
Stereum hirsutum FP-91666 SS1 is the source of this 1074-nucleotide messenger RNA. RefSeq names its product arsenical-resistance protein ACR3. Gene Ontology annotation, molecular function: antiporter activity; arsenite transmembrane transporter activity; antimonite transmembrane transporter activity. The transcript is spliced from 5 exons. Gene Ontology annotation, biological process: arsenite transport; antimonite transmembrane transport. The record is from RefSeq and is a predicted model, not a curated record. Gene Ontology annotation, cellular component: plasma membrane. NCBI's taxonomy places the organism in Eukaryota, Fungi, Basidiomycota, Agaricomycetes, Russulales, Stereaceae. The coding region runs from base 1 to 1074 and encodes 357 amino acids.